CAUUAUUAACUUCAUCUUGCCACUUAUACAUGUCAAUAUCUGAACGAGAAGGGAUAUAAGGAACGAUAUACUCCGUAGGAUUCACACCAUUAACUCUUGGUAUUACCAGUGCUAUUCUUCCAAGCCUUUCGAUGACGAGUCAAGUUGCGUAAGGAUGUAACUAAAUGCUCCGCUAGAUGUCCCGGGUUCAGCCUUGUUCAUGAGUACCGUACAGCUCGGAGGUGUGCUCCAGAUUGAUAUAAAUGUUUCAACGAUCAGCAGCUCUCUAGAUCGUUUUCUCGAUCGUCCAUUAUUUCACUCGUGACUGCUUCUUCUCCUGCUUGCGUUCGAUGAAGGUUUCCAACCUCAAAUCCGGGCUUGUGCAGGCCAUCCUGGUCCAUGCCGCUGCCAUCAAUGCCUACCUUUACAACACCACUAUUCAGACCAAGUAUGGCGCUGUGAAAGGCAUUCCUGCACUCAAUGCUACAUGCUGUUCCUACCUUCCAGGUUAUGAGAGCGUGACCGUCUGGAAGGGUAUUCCAUUUGGCGCAACCACGGGUGGCGCGAACCGAUGGAAACCUCCGCAGCCUCGUCCUGGAUGGAAUGGCACCCUUGUGGCCGACACCUUUGGUUCCGCGUGCCCAGCAGGUACCUCGCCCACUGGUGCAAUUGACGAUGUCUACGACGAGGACUGCCUCAAUCUCAACAUCUGGACUUCAGCCAACUCAACCGCUGAAAAGCGGCCAGUAAUGAUCUGGAGCUAUCCCGCGGGUGCCAACGGCGCAUGGAGCAUGUUUGAUGGAGGUGGCCUUGCGCUUAAAGAUAUUGUGGUUGUCACUUACAAUUAUCGGACGGGCCCCUAUGGCUGGCUUGCGUUGCCCGAGCUAUGGGAAGAAUCCGGCAACAUCACUACGGGGAACUAUGGGCUCUUGGACCAGAUUGCGGCAUUGAAAUGGGUGCACGAGAACAUCGCAGACUUUGGCGGCGACCCAAACCACAUCACGACUGUUGGCCAGUCUGCUGGUAGUGCCGCUGUAUACCACACUGUUAACAGUCCUCUUGCUAAAGGGCUGAUUGUCGGUGCUAUUGCGGAGAGUGGAAUUCGCGAUCCUCAUGAUCCGGCGGCCACCGAGCUGGCCGAAGGCUACAACAACAUGACGACUUCUCUAAAGCUAGGAGCUGAAUUGAAGUCCGUCCUGAACGUUACCACACUCGAAGAGCUACGUCAAGUCCCUGCGGAGACUAUAAGCAAGUACAGCGAUUUCACUUCGUUCCAGAACUGGAGAGCCACUCUGGAUGGCUAUGCCCUUCCUGAGACAUACUGGGAAGAGCUGCAGAAAGGGCCGGCCAAUGACGUCCCACUGAUUACUGGUAACACGAAGGAUGAAUCUGGCGCUGCAUAUGGCACGAAUGUGACGGUAUCACAGUACUUGAGCACGCUCAACUCUACGUACGGCUCCUUUGCCAGCCGCUUUUUGGAAGAAUAUCCGGCCGCAAACUCUACACAAGCGUCCAUGAACUCCAACCUCAUCGCGAGAGAUACGUCUCUUGUCGGUUCCUGGAACUUUGGCAAUUAUUGGGCAAAGUCGGCUUCUUCACCGUUCUACACCUAUUACUGGGACCACGCUCCUCCAGGUCAAGACCAAGGUGCCCAUCAUAUGUCUGAAAUCACAUAUGUGUUUAACAAUCUCUACGGCACUGAUCUCCCUUGGGAACCAGUAGACUACGAGAUUGCGGAGACAUUGAGCAGCUACUGGGCCAACUUUGUCAAGACGUCGAAUCCCAACACAGGUGGCAGCUACCGCGGCAAUGGGACUCUGGCAUACUGGAGGCCAAGCACCAGUUCCAACGCGACAACCUUCCACCUUGCGCCGCCAGCCCCGAUCAACAAAAACGGGCUACCUGUUGGAUAUGCGCAGGUCCCUGUUGCUAAGAAAAGUCACAUCACGUUGUUGAAUGACUUCUUCCAGAGCCGGGUGCCACUCUAAGUAAAUGGCUACUCUGGAAAGCAUGCUAAAAACGUGCUUGCCCUGGGCAGUCUGACAUGGUAAACUGCUAUAUUUGACUCACAAUAGUACUCAUAUUAUGUUCAUAGUUCUAUUGUCUUCAGUAUUCAUUGCAUUCUCCCGGGUCUCUCAGCUGAGAAGAGUCAUAUUCUUAUAUUAUACCACGUGAAUAGCUGAUUACGCACGGAGCAUGGCAGCAGGUCGCUUUAAUGCACCAAAACUCAGACUUAUCUAUCCGAACUUUCUCCGGAUUUGAUAUGAAAUGUAUAAGAUCAGAAAGUCAACUACGAACGCUUAAUGCUAUAUUAAGACCGGGUAACAGAUCCAUACUUCUAGUUAAGUGUUACAUAUUAAUAAUAAGAUUAACUAUAAGCUG
Messenger RNA from Paecilomyces variotii, 2361 nucleotides. RefSeq names its product prolyl oligopeptidase-like protein. The record is from RefSeq and is a predicted model, not a curated record. Lineage: Eukaryota; Fungi; Ascomycota; Eurotiomycetes; Eurotiales; Thermoascaceae. The coding region runs from base 330 to 1967 and encodes 545 amino acids. The transcript has 2 exons.